CAAAACAAACCACUGCCAGGAUGGUAAGUGAAGACAGUAGUGGGAGUAAAGUUAUACCCGUGCGGGUGGCCGUCAGGGUGCGGCCUAUGCUACCAAAGGAGUUGCGUGAGGGCUGUCAAGAAUGUAUAGAUCUCACACCAGGAGAAUCACAGGUUGUUAUUCGUGGCACAGAGAAAGCAUUCACUUAUGACUUUGCAUUUGCAAGUGAUACUUCUCAAGGCUACGUAUAUGAAUCUGCUGUGAAGAAGGUGGUUCAGAAUUUAUUUAAAGGUUACAAUGUGACUGUACUAGCAUAUGGCCAGACAGGUUCUGGCAAAACACACAGUAUGGGAACAGCUUACACACAAGGCAUUGAAACAGAUGAUGAAGCUGGUAUCAUUCCAAGGGCAGUACGUGAUAUUUUUGAGGGAGUUUCUGAAAAGAAAAAUGCAGAUUUUCUUGUUAAAGUUUCUUUUAUUGAGUUGUAUAAAGAAUCCCUUUUUGAUCUCCUGACAAACAAAAACAGAGAUGAAUGUGUUGUUGACAUUCGAGAAGAUCCAAGGGGAGGUAUAAAGAUAGUUGGUCUGACAGAAAUCCCUGUGACAACACUAGAAGAGACUAUGAGGUGUCUUGAAAGGGGUGCUCAGAACAGAGCUACUGGUGCUACAGCAAUGAAUGCUCGAUCUAGUCGAUCCCAUGCUAUUUUUUCUCUUCAUAUUGAACAGAAAAAUAAAAAUGAAAGUGAAAGCAUUAUGUGUGCAAAGUUCCACUUGGUUGACUUGGCUGGCAGCGAACGUGCAAAGAAGACAGGUGCCACAGGAGAGCGGUUCAAAGAGGGUGUCAACAUCAAUAAAGGCCUCUUAGCUUUAGGGAAUGUGAUCUCUGCAUUAUGUGAGGAAGGAAACAGGGGCCAUGUGCCAUACAGAGACUCAAAACUUACACGAUUACUCCAGGAUUCCCUUGGUGGUAAUUCUCACACUGUGAUGCUAGCAUGUGUAUCCCCAGCAGAUAGUAAUAUGGAAGAAACACUUAGCACAUUACGUUAUGCUGAUCGUGCCAGGAAGAUUAAAAACAAACCCAUUAUCAACCGUGAUCCACAGGCUGCAGAAAUUGCAAAGUUGAGACAACAGGUUCAGCAACUUCAAGUCCAGCUUCUUGCUUCAAGCAGUAGUGGUGGAGGAGUGUCAGUUACUUCCAGUGAUGAGUUAAAUGCCCUGCUAAGUCAAAAUCGGCUCCUUCAGGAGGAAAAUGACAAACUGACUCGUGCUUUGCAUUCUGCUCUUGAUGAAAAUACAAACAUGGCAGAAAAGGCUUUACUGGCUGAGAUGGCUCGAGAUCGCUUGAAAACCAAAUUAGAAGAGCUUCGAGCUCAGACAGGUAACACAGUUGAGGUACUUAACAAGACACUAGAUGUCACCCUUAACCCACAAUAUGAAGAUCAGCUCAAUCUCAUAAAGGACUUGCAAAAGAAAGUUGUUGAACUACAGAGUGAGCAGCAGAAGGGAGAGAAGGUGAUAAUGGAACAUGAACUGUCCCGACACAACAUCUCAACCAACACCUCCAUUGCCAAGUCAGAUGACACUACCACAACAGAUGCUACUACUUCUGAGGAUACAGUUACUGAUAACUCACCAUCAAAGCAUUUUGGCACAGAAUAUACUCUGCGGCAAGCCAAAUUAAAUGAAGAAUUGCAGGACUUGAACAGAGCCCUUGCAAUGAAAGAAGAACUUAUGAGUAAGAUGACAACCAAUGAUGCACAGAUGGUUGCCAUGAAGGUUAUUCAUGAGAAAGAAAAGAAAGAUCUGGAAUGUCACAUUGAACUCCUUGCAAAGGAGAAAGAUGAAUUGAUGCAACAAUUGCGUGCUGCAUCUCACAAUCAAGCCAGUGGCAAGAUUGCUGAACAAAGACGCAAGAGAGUUCAGGAGCUUGAGGGCCAGAUAUCCUCCUUGAAAAAGAAGCAGAUGGAAAUGACCAAGAUGAUUCGUCUGAAGGAACAGUCGGAACAAAAAGUAUCCAAACUCAACACUGAAAUUCAGGCUAUGAAGGCAACCAGGGUGAAGCUGAUCCGGCAGAUGAAGGAAGACAGUGAAAAGUUCCGUGUAUGGAAAGCCCAGAAGGACAAAGAGGUUGCAAAACUCAAAGAAGCUGAUCGACGGAAACAGUAUCAGAUUGUGAAAAUGGAGCGCCUUCACUCAAAACAGCAAAAUGUUCUAAGGCGUAAAAUGGAGGAGGCCAUUGCCAUUAAUAAGAGACUAAAGGAUGCAAUGGCACUCCAGAAGGCAGGUGCUGAGAAGAGAGCAGCUACACGCGAAAAUGCUGGCGUUGGAAAUCGUGUAAAGACAUGGUUGGAAGGUGAAUUAGAAGUUGUAACAGUGAAGAAGCAGGCAAAGCAGUCACUUGAAAACUUGAUGGAUGACAGAAAGACCAUUUCAGACCAAAUCAACAAGGCUAAGCGCCAGCUGAGAAAUGGUCAGUUGACUGAAGAUCUAACGACUGAACUAGAGACAAAAAUUAAAAAUCUUGAGAAUGACCUUCAACUGCGUACUGCACAGAUUAAUGACCUCCAGUCAAAGAUUAUGGAUGGUGAUGAAGAUACAGCUAGCCGGAAAAGAUUUGACUCAAUGCAAAGCAUGGUGGAGGCAAAGUGUGCGCUCAAUUAUCUCUUUGAAGUGGCAGCCAAUGGGCAAGUGAACACAGCUGCUCGUGAAGCUGACUUAAAGGAUCUCCAGAGCCAGUAUGAAGAAGUUGCUCAAUCCCUUGAUGAUAUGGAAGGAGAGCUGAAGACACUGAAGGAGUCUCACCAGGCUGAACUUACUCGUAUCUCAAGAGAACAUGAAGAUAAGGUGCUCUUCUUGCUGAGACAAAUGCCAAAGGCUGAGCAGGAUGAGAGAGAAACAGACAGUGAUGAGAAUAGUGAACAAAGUAAGGAUAGUGUACUUAUGGAAAGACUGAAGUUCCAAGAGGCUGAAAUUGCCCGCCUGUCUGAGCUGUAUGAAGAAUUACAGGCAAAGAGACAAGAAUGUGAGGAACUCAAGAAGCAGCUUACAGUCUCUGCUGUCACUCAAGGCAAUCGGGUAUCGCUUAUGCCUAACAUUAACUUAAGUGACCGACGGCGCACAUUUGUCAAACCUGGUCCGGUAAAGAAACAACCCACAGUUGAAGUUUUGAGUGAAUCAGAGGAGGAAGAUGAUGAUGAUAAAGAGGAGAAGAAUGAUCCAGAUUGGCGCAAAACUCCACUGUAUAAGAGGAUAAAACAGAUGACGGGCAAAAGAAAUACUUGUGAUGAAGAGGACGAGGAACAGGAAAAUGACAAUGGGAGAAAGAGGAAGAGUGGUUCCAAGCGGGAUUCUUCAGGAGACGUCAGAUGUGGAUGCAAGGGAGAUUGUUCAAAGAAGCUGUGUGCUUGUCGCAAAGGCUUGAAUGCAUGCAGUUUGAAAUGCAAAUGCAAUAUACUUAAAUGCAAAAACAGAUCUACCCCAGAUUCAAGCCUGUCAGAAACAAGCAAGAAUGAUACUCUUCUCAAUUCCACCUUUGAAGUAGGAAGUGUUCCCCUCUCUGAAAAUUCUUCAAACAAAAGACCAAGACUCUUAGGAUUAAGUUCCUCUUACAAUGAUAGUUCCUCUCAGUCGGAUGAUGAUGCCCCAGGAGGACUGAUGAGCAUUAGAACCAAGAUGGACUUCAUGAAUUCACCAUCCUUGUUUUGAGGAAUAUUCCCAUCUUCUAUGACUGUAUAAUUUAUUUUAGACAUUUCAAGUAUGUUUGUAUAGGUGUCAUGAUGGGAGAGUAUCAGAGAAUAAUGUGUGAUUGGUUUGAUAUGAAUGCAAGAGGAUAGGUCACAGCUUAUGAAUAGUUCUUACAUUAUGGAUGGAAUUGCUUGUUUUAUACAUUUGAUAAGAAUUGGCUUGUCUGUUCUGGGUCCAGUUCAUAACCAGAUUGUUAAAAGUUAUUCAUUUUAACUCAUGCUCUUGUUCGGAAGAUCUUUUGCAAUUGCCUGAUUUAAAACUAUGUAUUGGACAGCCAUUUGUAUUUCUUGAGCAUUUCUAUGUGUAACCCUCUGUAAUUUAUAUUUUUACAUAUGCUUCCUUUUAUAAUCUGUUUUCUUUAUUUUAAAUACACAGACUAGUGUUGUAUAAUAUCUUGAUAUUGUGUUUUAUCUCUAAACAUUGUCCUAAAUUAGGAUACUUUGGUGGUGAUUGUAGAUAAAAGAAAAAUAAAACAGUCAUCUCU
Molecule: messenger RNA, 4206 nt
Organism: Penaeus indicus
Lineage: Eukaryota; Metazoa; Arthropoda; Malacostraca; Decapoda; Penaeidae
Gene: Klp3A
Product: chromosome-associated kinesin KIF4A-like
Exons: 26
Coding region: 21-3683 (1220 amino acids)
Biological process (GO): microtubule-based movement; mitotic spindle organization; spindle elongation
Cellular component (GO): microtubule associated complex
Molecular function (GO): microtubule motor activity; microtubule binding; ATP binding
Source: RefSeq, a predicted model, not a curated record